GUCGUGCAUAGCAUCUACAGUACCGAUAGGCGUACGCUUGGACGCCGAUUUUUUUUUUUUUUUAGUUGUGCAUUCGACAGAGAACUUGGCAUCCGUAGCGUUGUGUCACAACUUUGAUAUGUUAACUGCUGGCUAAACGGGAAAGACCGAGUUGUGCUGGCGGCGUAUUGGAACAGAGCAGUGACUGUUGUUUUGAUCCAAGAGUUGGAGGUAAAAGUGGGAGUUCCAGAAUUCAUAAGAACGCAGAGUAGCCUAAUGGAUCACUGAACGAAUGAAAAGUCUACGGUAUAUUUUGUACGGUAUAAGUAAUUUUUUGAAUCCCUAAUAAAGACUGAUGAAAGUUGACAGCUGCUCGGAGGGGCAGGGCCAUUCAUGUCCGAGGGAUUUUAUUAAACCUAUGCAGCUAGACAUGGAAGAAAAUGGGUCCCAAGGAACUCCACGACGACGACGAUUCUCUGGCUCUAGGGAUUUCCCUUCUCUGCAACCCAACCCCCAUCCCCUGUCGCUCCGAUUCCCACCCACUAAUGCCUCCAACCACAAGUCGUCCCUUAUCGUCUGAUAUGGCCUUUCUGUUAAAUGAAGGACAAACUCUGAAGGCAAAAGAAGUGUCAACCAAAAGCAAGGCACCCUCUCCUCCAGUAUCAGUGAAGGGCCUGGAAGGUGCAGGCCUCUCCCAGAGACACUCUGUAUCAGGAUAUCCUCUGAUGACCAUGGACCAGAAAGAGAACCUACUUGAACAGGACCUGACUCUGGUUGUGGUUCUGCCAGGCGGAGUGGAGAAGACGGCCACUGUCCAUGGCAGCAAGCCGAUGAUGGAUUUGUUAGUUAUGCUUUGUGCCAAGUACCACCUGAACCCAUCAGGCCACACUAUAGAGCUCGUCACCACCAACAGAAACCACAUCAAGUUCAAACCCAAUGCUUUGAUCGGGGCCCUAGAGGCAGAGAAGGUUUUGCUCAAGCCCAAAGGAAUGGAGGAAAAGAGUAAGAAGCCUGGCCCUCAGAUGCCAGAGGCAACUGUCCGUCUGGUAAUAAACUAUAAAAAGACCCAGAAGACUAUUCUAAGAGUCAGCCCUCGAGUCCCCCUUGAAGACCUCUUACCAGCUAUUUGUGAGAAAUGUGAAUUUGACCGACAGAGCACACUUUUAUUAAGAGAUGCCCAAUCUGAGGAUCCUUUGGAUUUGACCUGUUCUCUCAAUGAUUUUGCAAUUAGGGAGGUUUAUGCAAGGGACACAAAAGCUAUGUACUCAGCAGAUGUACCUGCCUCACCUACUACACCAACUCACCAAGAUCAUCUAGAUACCAUUACACCCAGCAAAGAUAAAAUCCAGAAGGAGAAGGAAAACAAGGGAUUGUUCAGUCUAUUCAGGAAAAGUAAGAAGAAACCUGAACAGGGAAUGACUGCCAGUGCCCCGGCGUCCCCAGUCUUCCCUAGCAGGCCUCGACCUCUCAGCAUGAGCUCACUCAGUGCCCACUCCUCCACAUUCAACUGCAGCACCAUGCCUUCUGACAUGCCAAAGAAGAGACGGGCCCCUCUGCCCCCCAUGCUGGUGUCCCAGAGCUGCCCCUCUAACCUCAGCCAUCGCCAGAGGUCCAUCUCCACCUCGGAGCCCGAAACCCAAACGGAUGGUGACCAGAUGACGACCGGUCUGAGUCGCAGCACAGAGUCUUCACUGAAGAGGACAAAGCGCAAGGCUCCUCCACCCCCCGCAUCUCCUGGAGUGGUUGUCCAAGAUGAAACUUUCCUAGAUAGAGGUGGCCAACCUACUACACUGGAAGAGAUCGUGGAGCAGGAGGAGACCACUGCCUCUGUGAUCCUAGACUCCAUGAGUGAUGUCCAAGAGGACGACAGCAGCCUCAACCUGUCAACAGCAGACAUCUCCGUGGACUCUGAGAGAACCGAGGGUCUCUCUCCAUCCCCGGAUGCCCCGCAUGCUGAGAUGGAGACCUCCCCACCGUCUGAGAGCGAGUGCCCAGCGGGGGAAGAUCAGUCUUGUGAUCUGUCCUCAGAUGGCAAACUAGUGCACAGCAUGGUGAACAACGCUGAGUGCAGGAUUCCCAUGCUGAGUGUGGGGAUGGACACAUCUGAAACAGAAGAUGCUGAAAGCCCUCCAUGCCAAGCAGAGGAAAUAAGUGGUCAGACAGGUUUGCCAUGUGAAGAUUCCAGAACACAAGGUGGGGCCAAAGGUGAAUGUAGUACCGAGAGCUCUCCUACUAUCAGCCCACCAGCAGCCCAGCCAGUGACACAGAGCACAGGAACACAGGCCUCCGAUCAGCUGGACACUGAUCCCUCCUGUGAUGAACGACCAGUGGCCACCAGCACCCCCUGUCUCCCUGCCAAAGCCUCUACCUCUGGAGCGGUGGGCCAGAAGAGGGACAUGUCCACAUCCACAGAGGAGCUGCUGACCACUGGUGAACCCAUCACACCUGCCUUAUCUCCUUCCUCAGCAGCCCAUCAGGGCCAAACAUCCACUCAAAGUGCCCCGGCCCCACCGAAGCCAUCCAAUGAGCUGACCAGGGACUACAUCCCCAAGAUGGGGAUGACUACGUACACUAUCGUGCCUCAGAAGACUCUGGAGAAACUGAGAUACUUUGAGGUGGCGCUAACGUUGGAGUCCCCUCAUGUGGCUCUAGAGAAGGAAGUAGAUAUUGGUUCACUUGAACUCAAAGACUGCACUACACAGGCUGAGCAGUUACAGGUCAGAACAGAACAGAUAGAGCUGCCGUCUACUGUACCUAGGGAAGACUCUCAGUCUCAGCAAGUCCACAGCACUACUACUAGUGAGAGCACUGUAAAUGGCAACCUGAUCGAGUCUAUUCACUCCCCCUCAACACCGACAACAAUAAUUCUUGCAAAAGAUGACAAGAUUCUAUCCCCUGCUAGUGGUGGAGACCAAGCAGGCUCAAUAGCAGAGGUCAAGGAGAUGAAAAUUCCGCCCGCAACUAAACCCAAGCCUGGCUCGUUCCGCUUGCCACAGCACAAAAGAACACCUGGGUUUUACGUUACCUCGGCUGCAGUGAAAAGUUUGAGUGCCAGUCCUGACGCUGGCCAGAGGGAGGCUCCAGGCAGUCUAGUGGCAGCAGGGCAGGCCCUGCAGCCAGUAGGGGGCAGCUUCCCCCCUCCUCCUCCUCCGGUGCCGUGGAACGAGGAGACAUCAGAGGGUGCUGAGAUAGUUGAGGUGGAGCUGAGGCCAAAGGAGGAAGAGAGCAGAAGUGUGCCCCCUCCACGGUCCAGUCCCGUCAGGGCGCCCCCAUCCCCAGGACUGAGCCUGGAGAAAUUGAGGAGUUUCACUGCUCCCAAACCCUACUCUCCUACAACCCCAUCCCGCUUUGCCCAAGCUGUAUCUUCGGCGGUCAAAAGGUCCCAGUCCUUAUCCAGUGGGUCCACCUCACCAUCUCCUUGCUCGCCACCAUUCUACCCAAUCACAAGCAGCUUUUUAGUUAAAGAUCCUAAAGGAACAGAUGGGGAUAAGGAGCCCGAUGUCCUGCCUUCGAGUCUGUCAGUGCCCGAGCCCAGGAAAGAGGAAUAAAACUUUGUUUGAUAGUUUUAAGACCUUGGUUGCUAGUCUUAACAAGCUACACACUGUAGAAGACUACUUUUCUGUUUUGUUAUGAGAUAAAUUACUGUAUGUCCUCCACAUAUCAUUUUGAUGUUAUGAAAUAAUUGUAUGCAUUAUUCCCAAUUUGUGUUUGAAAUUUGAUUCAUAUUGGACUUUUCGGCUGUCUUAUUUUGCCAACGAAUAUGUAUAUUAUUAGUUUUAAUAUUGAGUUGUAAUUUUCAUUGAGAAAAUACAGUAGCCUAUUUAGUACUGUCUACCAUUUUGAAGAGGUCAAUAAUUGGACUGACCUGAAAGUGGUACUUAUAAAUUCCUCAGUCCAUUUUUUAUUUUAUGUUACUCAUUUGGUUUUGAUAAAGCUGUGCCCGGACAUACACUGGUAUGUAAAGUAUUUCUCUAAACAUAUAAUGCUGUUAUGAAUUCAAGUUACAUUCACAGUAUAUUAAAGUAUUGACAAUCAAA
This is a messenger RNA of Salmo salar (Atlantic salmon), 4016 nucleotides long. RefSeq names its product cordon-bleu WH2 repeat protein-like 1b (gene cobll1b). Lineage: Eukaryota; Metazoa; Chordata; Actinopteri; Salmoniformes; Salmonidae. The record is from RefSeq and is a predicted model, not a curated record. Gene Ontology annotation, molecular function: actin monomer binding.